Hibiscus syriacus is the source of this 646-nucleotide messenger RNA. Its product is annotated as mediator of RNA polymerase II transcription subunit 28-like. The record is from RefSeq and is a predicted model, not a curated record. NCBI's taxonomy places the organism in Eukaryota, Viridiplantae, Streptophyta, Magnoliopsida, Malvales, Malvaceae. The transcript is spliced from 3 exons. The coding region runs from base 117 to 533 and encodes 138 amino acids. Gene Ontology annotation, biological process: regulation of DNA-templated transcription. Gene Ontology annotation, cellular component: mediator complex.
UCCAGGAAAGAUUAAUUUUGAGCCUUUUGGUCUUGCACAAAGAAACGAAAGGGGAAAACGUCAAACCCUAGAAUUUGUGCGAGCGAAAUUAAACCUUCUUUUUUAGGCGAAGAAUAAUGAGUGAAAGACAAGAGCUUCAGCUGGAUCCGCAGAUUCAAUCGCCUCAGGGUUCAUCGAAAGAUGACAUGGUUUCGUGGGUGGUUGCGUUGGAGACUGCUUUGCUGCCAUGCUUGCCCGCCAGGGAGCUUCAAGCUAUUGACCGUUCUCCCCACCCUUCUCAUCAGAUUGAUGUGGAGAGGCAUGCCAGAGAUUUCAUGGAGGCUGCCAAGAAGCUUCAGUUAUACUUCCUUGGCCUGCAACGUGAGGAUCAGCCAACUAAGGCUGAAAUGCUCAGAAAAGAGAUUGCAACAAUGGAAGAAGAAUUGAGAAUGAAGUCAGAGAUCAUCAAGAAUCAGGAAAGAUUGAUCCAAGGAUGGAAGAAGGAUUUGAGUGAUCAACUGGUUAAACACAAUACUGAACUGGAGAGAGUGUAGCUGAUUAAGAUUAAGCAUUAAUGAUAUGCUAAUCUCUUGGGUUAUAAUUUGUUUGAGAUUGGUCCAACCUAGGGUAUAGCUUUACUACCAGUUGUGUUACAUCAGCUGCUUGU